AUCCUCAACGGCCUUUAGCUUGUUCUUCUUUAAACACAAACCAUAAGGGGGGUCGUGGGGACAAAACGGAAAUGAAGCUGAUCAAACUCUGCACAAAUUGUCUUAUACUUACCCUCCUGUGGACCAGUUUUACAAGCCCAAGCCCAAUCCCAAGUCCUACACCAUGGCCAGAGCAAUUCCACGCGCUGCUGUACAUGAACCUGAGCAGCACGCGGCUCCAACUGAGUGACCUGUGGUACGACUGGCCAAAGGGACGCAACGUGAACAUAUUCCAGAGACAGUUAAGUGAUGUGUUGUACGACAUCGAGUGGAACAAUGGCACCACGUUCUACUACACUUUGGGGCCUAACGGAACCUGCAGGGUGGAGGAUUUCGAGGUUGGGAUUCCCAGGCCUGAUUUCAUGGUUGAUGGUUCUGUUUAUCUUGGAACCCAGGUCACUGAUGGCAUCCUUUGUAAUGUUUGGGAGAAGAUUGACUUCAUUUGGUACUACGAGGAUGUCCUUUCCAACAUCCCUGUUCGCAUGGAUUUCUAUGACGGAAUAUCGAUACACGUGAUGACGUUUGAGGUUGGUGCUGUUUUGCCGGAUUCAUCGGUGACCCAGGCACCCGUAUAUUGUUUCAAUCAAGGCCAGCAUCUCCGCUAUAGCUAGUACAUGCACGGUGCCAACACGUGAUAUUCACUAUCAUGCGUCGCUGUUUUUCUUCUUAUGAUUUUAUAUUGUAUGUCAAUACUGUUUCUAAAAUAUAAAUAAGAGGUAAAAAAAAAAUAGAGGGAUA
This is a messenger RNA of Arachis duranensis, 777 nucleotides long. RefSeq lists its product as uncharacterized. Lineage: Eukaryota; Viridiplantae; Streptophyta; Magnoliopsida; Fabales; Fabaceae. Bases 72 to 650 code for a protein of 192 amino acids. The transcript has 2 exons. The record is from RefSeq and is a predicted model, not a curated record.